GAGGGAUCAAGUCACAGCACACUGAGUCGUUUUCACUCAGUCGCUCGACUCUCACUGUCUCUUGUGUCUUUCUCCAGCACACACUUAAUAACACACGCGGAGCCACACACAUACACACACACAUACACACACACACACUCGACUCAAGUGAGUUUGAGGGCAUAUCAGUAAAUCUUUGACCGGACCAGACUGUACAGGAAGGAAAAACAGUGGAUACAAACUUUUUCUAAGCUCUUGGGUCAGACAAAACAAAAAGGAAUUGUGUUUUUUUUUCCUCAUUUAUUGUUGGACUUUUGGACUCGGACUGGGCGAGGGCACAGUAAGAGGAAGGAGAUGGGGAGAUGGUCGUUACAUGUCUCAGUGGGGCUUGGGCUUCUAGCCCUCUUAUUGACCUGCUGUUAUGCUGAAGUGAACUACUGCUACGCCGCCAAGGGCAAGACCUGCUCAGAAUGUCUGCAGACUUCGAUAGGCUGUGCGUACUGCCCUGAUGAGAUGUAUACCGGCCCUCGCUGUGACCUGGAACAGAACAUACUUGCCCAAGGCUGCAGCGCUGCGGCAAUAAUCACAGCUCAAAGCAGUAUGCAGAUAGAAGAGAAUCAACAAAUCAACAUGAAGCUUCAGCAGUCGCAAGUGUCUCCUCAGCGCAUGAGCAUGACCUUUCUGCCAGGAGAGAAGAGACUGGUAGAUGUAGAAGUGUUUGCCCCAAACAAAGGUCCUCUGGACCUUUAUAUUCUUAUGGACUUCUCCAACUCCAUGGCUGACGAUUUGGACAACUUGAAAAGGAUGGGCAAGGAGCUAGCUUCUGUGGUGGGGAGUCUGUCAGAAGACUACACUAUUGGCUUCGGAAAGUUUGUGGAUAAAGUGAUCGAGCCACAGACUGACAUGAGACCGUUAAACCUUAAGCAGCCAUGGCCCAACAGCGACCCCCCGUUCUCAUUCAAAAGCGUCAUCAAGCUGACCAGCGACUUGGAGUUUUUCAACCAGGAGCUCCAGAAGGAGAGAAUAUCCGGCAACCUGGACGCUCCUGAAGGAGGUUUCGAUGCCAUAUUGCAGGCUGCCGUUUGUAAGGACAAGAUUGGCUGGCGACCCCACAGCACACAUCUAUUGGUUUUCUCCACCGAGUCAGCCUUUCAUUACGAGGCUGACGGUGCCAACGUGCUCUCGGGCAUUCUGAAACGCAAUGAUGAGCUCUGCCACUUGGACGAAAACGACCAGUACACAGAGGACAUAACCCAGGAUUACCCUUCAAUACCUACACUGGUCCGUCUCCUGCGCAAAAACAACAUCAUUCCCAUCUUUGCUGUCACCAGCCACUCCUUUGACUACUACGAGAAACUGAAAGAGUAUUUCCCCAUCGCUGAGGUUGGUUUGCUGCAAGAAGACUCCUCCAACAUGCUUGAACUCCUGGAUACUGCCUUCAAGAAUAUUCGUUCUAAGAUGAGCAUCCAGGCAGAGGAUAAACCCAAGGCUUUCGCAACACAGUUCCAGACCACCAGUGGAAGCGUUUCACAAUAUGGGGCCUUCAAUUUUAAGCCUGGAGAAAUAGGUAAGUUCAAGAUGCUGCUCUCAGCUAACCGAGAGGUCGACAACGAGCCAGUCUGUCAGCUGGAUCAAGACCAGAAAGACGGAAUAAUGAGAGUCAAACCAACAACCUUCAAUGCUGCUGUCAAUGUGAAGGCUUCAGUUUUAUGUCCAACAUGUGCCUGUGAGCAGGCUAGAGUCCCAGAUGCACGCAGAUGCUACGGCAAUGGAGACCUGGUGUGUGGGAAGUGUCAGUGCCAUGAAGGCUGGCUGAGUACAUUCUGUAACUGCUCUGCAAGUGCUGCAUCUCAGGACAGCAGCCAGUGUAUCGGGCCGGGCUCGACCGAAGCAUGUUCAGGUCGAGGUGACUGCACAGACUGUGGAAUGUGCGUGUGCUACAACCCCAAGCGGUUUGAAGGACCCUACUGUCAAUAUGAUAAAUCCCAGUGUCAACGGUCCGGAGGAUUCCUUUGCAACGACCGUGGCUCUUGUAUAAUGGGUCGCUGUGUGUGUACGGAGGGCUGGGAGGGCAAUGCUUGUGACUGUUCCAGGAGCAACCAAACCUGUCUAGACACCAAAGGGGGUCUCUGCAAUGGACGAGGUAAAUGUGUUUGUGGUCGCUGUGAGUGCCCGAGCGGGAUUGAAAUGACUUCAGUCUGUGAGCCAAAUUUUCAGGCCCAAUUGGGAGUGUGUGAGUCUACGAGGUAUUGUGUCCAGUGUCAGGCCUGGAAGACAGGAGAGAAGAAAAAGAAGGAGGAGUGUGAUAAGUGUAUUUUCAAAGUCAUCAUGGUCGAUGAACUCAAAGAAAGGAAGAAGGUUCUUGAUUCUUGCAGUUUCCGUGAUGAGGAUGACGACUGUACGUACCACUACACCGUUCAAAACCCUGAAGAUAAGAAAGUUAAGGACUUGGUGGUUCAGGUGCUCAAAAAGAAAGAUUGUCCAGCUGCUAGCCUCCUGUGGUUGCUCCCUCUCCUCUUGUUCCUCUUGUUGCUGCUGGCACUUCUGCUGCUCUGCUGUUGGAAAUACUGUGCCUGUUGCAAAACGUGCUUCCAGAGCUGCCUUGCCCUGCUGCCUUGCUGUAGACGAGGACGCAUGGUUGGCUUCAAGGAAGACGAGUAUUUGCUCCAUCAAUCUCGGCUCACCUCAGACCAUCUGGACACACCGAUGGUGAGGACUGGCCCACCCAAGGGGACUGAUGUGGUUCGCUGGAAGGUAACCGAUAACGUACACAGAGGACCCAAUCACCCCCAGGCUCUGAUAAAGCCUAACCCGAAAGAGAUAAUCCAGUACCCCAUCUCCCUCCGACUAAACAGGUUGUUCUCUGAGAACCUGUCUCGCCCCGAAUCCAGAGAUGCUGAACAGCUGCGUAAAGAAGUGUCCGAUAACCUGAAUGAAGUGUACAAGCAGAUUCCAGGUGCACAGAAGGUGCAAAAGACCUCCUUCAGAUUGCAGAGAAAUGCUGGAAAGAGGCAGGACUACGCCAUCAUGGACACCGUCUUACCUGCUCCCCGUGGCAACUACCCGGAUAUUGUCAAACUUACAGAGAAAAACGUCCAGUCUGGAAACUUAAGUGAUCUCAAAGUUGUGCCUGGCUAUUUCACUGUGGCAACAGACAGAGAGGCUGCGGGAGCCAUAGAGUUCCAAGAAGGUGUGGAGUCAUUAGACGUUCACGUUCCCCUCUUCGCCAAGGAAGAAGAUGAUGACAAGAAACAGCUGCUGGUCGAGGCCAAGGAUGUGCCACUGGGUAUUGCUGAGAUUGGAAAACGUUUGGUUAACAUCACCAUCAUCAAAGAGCAUGCCUCCAGUGUCUUUUCGUUCCUCCAGCCUGCGUACAGUUACAGCAGGAAGGAUGGUGUGGCCAACAUCCCAAUCAGCAGAGAGAUUAUAGAUGAUGUGCGCACCCAGGUCACUUAUCGUACACGAGACCUCACAGCCAAGGACAAGAGGGACUAUAUGACUGUGGAAGGAGACCUGACUUACCUUCCUGGUGAGACCCAGAAAACAGUGCCUGUUCGACUGCUAGAGGUGGGAGAGAAAAAUGUCCUCCUGGAAGACAAACCGGUCAAGCAGUUUGUCAUGGAUCUCAGUAACCCACGUCAGGGUGCAAAGUUGGGACGCUACCCUCGAACUACUGUCACUAUUGUGGACCAACCAGAACCAACUGUGAUGAUGUUCAAAAAGGCCACCCAGAACUUCUCCACAUCUGACCCAACCUACACCAUCCCUGUGGUCCGCACUCACAACCAGGACAGCCCUGCCACAGUGAAAUGGCGCACCAAGAAGGCUCAGCGCUUCGACCUAUCAGGCCCACUUAAGUUUGGUCCAGGAGAGACAGAGAAGAACAUAGUGAUCGACCCGGUGUCCCACCCUGGACCGAUCAAACCAGAGACCUUCCAACUGGAGCUGUUUGACCCAAGUAGCGGUGCUACUGUCGGAGAAAGAAAGACCACACUUGUCAAUGUAGCCGAUGGAGCUCCAAAAUCUCCAGAAUUUGCCCAGAAGCAGCAGCAGGGCUACAUAAACAGUAAAGCCUCCUCCCCAGCAAACCCUAAAGCCACAGCAACUGGACCUAGAAGCAUCCGCCUGAAAUGGGACCCACCAGCCGGUAACCCCACAGGCUACAAGGUUAAAUAUUGGAUCUAUGGUGACCCAGAGAAAGAUGCCCAGGUGAUGGAUGUGAAGACUCCUCAUGCUGAUUUGACCAACCUGUACCCCUAUUGUGACUAUGAGAUGCGAGUGUGCGGCUACAAUGCAAUGGGAGACGGCAUCGAUACAGACAUUGUUUCCUGUCAAACAAUGGAGGACGUUCCUGGUGAACCUGGACGUCUCGCCUUCAAUGUCAUCAGUCCAACUGUCACUCAGAUUAGCUGGGCAGAGCCCGCAGAGACCAAUGGCAAUAUUACUGCUUAUGAGGUCAUCUACACACCCAUCGAUGAUGACAAGAAGCCAGUGGGUGCUGCUAAGAAAGUAAAGAUUGACAACCCCAAGAAGAGAAUGAUGCUGAUCGAGAACCUCCAGAAUGCCCAGACCUACCAGUACAAAGUACGAGCAAAGAACAGUGUGGGCUGGGGCCCCUUCAGAGAUGCCACCAUUAACCUGGCAUCGCAGCCUGCCAGACCACUGUCCAUUCCCAUCAUUCCAGAUAUCCCUAUUGUGGAUGCAGAGGCAGGAGAUGAGUAUGACAGUUACCUGAUGUACAGCAAUGAGGUGCUGAAGUCGCCUGCAGGCUCCAAGACACCCAGCAUCUCUGGUGAUGAUUACUCGAUGAACGCGAAGUGGGACCAAAACUUCCUUUUCCCAGGCGGAUCAGGGACACGCAACUUGUCUGCAUCGUCCUCUCCGAUGUCUACGUUGAGCUCAAACUAUCAAGUAGGAGGAGGCACCUAUACCACAGAAACAAGUACCAACUACGUGACAGGACCAGGAGGUACUCGUAGGCAGGAAAUGAGCAUCGGAGGAGGAGGCGGCGGCGGCACCUAUACCACAGAAACAAGUACCACCUACAUGACAGGACCAGGAGGUACUCGUAGGCAGGAAAUGCUCAUCGGAGGAGGAGGAGUAGGUGGAGUAGGAGGAGGCGGCGGCACCUAUACCACAGAAACAAGUACCACCUACAUGACAGGACCAGGAGGUACUCGUAGGCAGGAAAUGCUCAUCGGAGGAGGAGGAGUUCACACAUCAGAAGUCAUCAUGAGGAAGCGUUCAGAGAACAGGGGCUACACAGAUGAAAACAUCCGGGACUCUAUCGUCAUGGGAGAUUUGUCAGGCACGCUCCAAAGCCCUGCGCCAUCAGGUGUGUUCGGCUACACUGGGAUGCAGAGCAGCUCUCAGAGCCAGUUCAGCUACAGCCUGUCUCAGGGUUCGAGGGCCAGGACUUCGUCAUCAGAUGUCAAUGAAGCUCUAUAUAAUCUGGACAGAGUGCUCCAGGAUGCACGACUUUCUCCAGGUGUUCCAGACACCCCCAGCAGACUGGUGUUCUCUGCUCUGGGUCCCACCGCCCUGAAGGUCAGCUGGCAGGAGCCCCACUGCGAGAAGGACAUCCUGAGCUACACUGUUAUCUACCAGCUGCUCAGCGGAGGUGAGGCGAAACGUGUCAAUGUGACAAACCCAGAAGAGAACUCAGUGAUCAUCCAGGACCUGCUGCCAAAUCACUCCUACCUAUUUAAGGUAAAGGCUCAGAGCCAGGAGGGCUGGGGUCCAGAAAGAGAGGGAGUCAUCACCAUCGAGUCCGCUGUCGACCCCAAGAGUCCUCUCAGCCCCAUGCCAGGCUCACCAUUUACUCUGAGCACCCCCAGUGCACCGGGCCCCCUUGUCUUCACUGCUCUGAGUCCUGAUUCGCUGCAGCUCAGCUGGGAGAAGCCUCGUAAACCCAACGGAGACAUCCUGGGAUAUGUAGUCACCUGUGAACAGCUGCACGGUGGAGGAGAUGUUCGCACCUUCCAGGUGAAUGGAGACAGUGCUGAUAUCAGUCUGACCGUCCCAAACCUGACUGAGAACGUUCCUUACAAGUUUAAAGUCCAGGCUCGUACCACACAGGGCUUUGGUCCUGAGAGGGAGGGAAUCAUCACUAUUGAGUCUCAGGAUGCAGGAGCAAUGUCUCAGUACAGCAUGCAGUCGAUGCAAAUGAAAGACAUUUCCCAAAUGCCAGUGCAAACCAAUGACUCCAUGCUGGACUCCUUUUUCUCAGAUGGGAUGAUGAUGACCACACAGACCAGCGGCAUGGUGACCCGUCAGGUUACUAAGGAAGUGGUUCAGAGGAGUGUCACAGGAGGAGCCACCGUCACAAAGAAGAUGUUCUAUGAGUCUUAAAAUCGAAAUCAACUGCACCAAAAAUGAAACCCGUAAGGUCCAACAUGACAUGAAAACCUGACAUUCUCUUUUAAAAAGAGUUAGCUUCAGGGUGCUCAUCAUGUGAUCAUUGCAUGUUUUAAUAUAUAUACGUGAGAUUCUGCAACCAAAAAAAAAGAUUUCAUUUAUUAGAUAUUUGUCCUGUCUGUUACAAAAUGUGGCUCCAUACCUGAGGUUUAUUUGAAUAUUUACAUUCAUUUUCACUGUUGCUUGUGUUGUAUUUCACUCGUUUGUUUGAGCAUGUCCCUUUGUUUAAGACUUCAGUCCCUCUGUAGGUUUAGAGCUGGAAACACUCUCUGGGCUUUAAAUCAGGCCUGCACACACCAGUAAUCUGACUGCGCUUCAGUAAUCCAAAGUGACCUUUCUCUUUGUUUCCAAUCCUCCACCUGUCUGUAAUCGACGUGUCUGUGUGAGUGUGUGUGUGUGUGUGUGUGUGUGUGUGUGUGUGUGACGUGCAGGAGAGAUUGUUUUGAAACGUCUGUGUGCGUCUUCAGCCAAGUGUUUUUAUCUUUAGCGAUCCAGAUUAUAAAAGCAAGCAAAGUGUAUUUGGGAGAUUUGUUCAUAGUUUUGUAUUAUAUUAAAGGUUUCUUUUCAAGCAUAUUUAAUACUUUCUAAGGUUUUUACUCUAGCAGACUGACAUAAGAUUUUAUGCCAAAUAAAGACACAUUUCAUUCAGACUAGGAAGAGGUAAUACAGAGCCAUGAUCAAAGCUCUGGUAGAUGUGACAUGUUUUCAUAACUCAUAAGUAGUUUUAUACUCAAAAAAGAAACACACUGCUUUUGGUAGAUGUUCUUUAUGUUUGCUCACUGUGCAUUGCAUUAUGGGUAGGUUGAUCACCAUUCACCGGUGAGAUCUUGAUAUUUUAUAGAAACAGCAUACAAAGACAGAAAGAUUGUAUUUGCUUCCAUGCAAUUUUCUACUGUAUUAUGGCUCAUCGUGUUUGAGCGGGUAUUUUAGUCAGAAACAUCUGAUGAAGAUGAAUGGAUGAACUUCACACCAAAAACACACAUUUAAGUAUUCUUGUACUUCAGAUCAACGUGUAUCAGUGACUCUUUCUCUGCAUUGUUUCUUCUUUUUUUUUGGUGUGUCAAUUCUAUUGCACUUAAUAAAGAUUGAAAAGAA
This is a messenger RNA of Labrus mixtus (cuckoo wrasse), 7491 nucleotides long. RefSeq names its product integrin, beta 4 (gene itgb4). Bases 334 to 6330 code for a protein of 1998 amino acids. Gene Ontology annotation, cellular component: focal adhesion; membrane; integrin complex. Lineage: Eukaryota; Metazoa; Chordata; Actinopteri; Labriformes; Labridae. The transcript is spliced from 45 exons. Gene Ontology annotation, biological process: cell communication; cell adhesion mediated by integrin; cell migration. The record is from RefSeq and is a predicted model, not a curated record. Gene Ontology annotation, molecular function: integrin binding.